UUCACAAGCUAUGCAUUUCUGUCUGCCUAAGAGUAGACUCCCAUUUUCCCUCACUCCCACAAACCCUAGCAUGAUGCAGUAGUAUGUCAAUUAUAUUUUUUUUCUGAAGAUUUUGCAAAUGACCUUUUUGUGAAAAUAUCAAGGUAAACUUAGUGAGGACUAAUGUAACUGUAUUUGUAUUACUCUAGUUUUGAAUAAUGUCUUGACCAGGAGUUCCUCUGGGUUUCUCUUGUGUUGUAUUGUCUAGCUGUUGAAGGGUGAAUAAGUUAACUGAAUAUUCAAUGUAAUCAGCUAUGUGUUCUAUUCAGGUAAUCAUUCGAUCUGUAAAGUCACAUAGGUAUUUUGGAAGAUGUUGUGUUCAUUAUGAGAGAAGUUACAGUAAAGAGAUGAUGAAAUGAUAUUUUUUUGAGCUGAUGCACAAAAGUUUUUAUCAGGUACAGACGUUUCCUAGUACAUUGUUGUUUAGAAAUCCAGAGUACCUCUGGAGUGGUCCGAGUUGAAAUAUAAGACCUGAAUUCAGAGCUAAAAUACCUGGGCUUUCAAGAACUAAUGCAACUAAUUCAAUUUCUGUGUAGUGAUUUAAUAGAUUUUUAUAACGUAUUGAUCUGAACGUUAAGUUGUACCCACACACACACAAAUCACUUUCUUCCAUGUUUAAAGUAAAUUUUAAUGAGGAGGAGAUCAUGAAGGUACAGCAGAGUUGCAUAGAUUCUAACACUUUGUAUUUAAGAGCAAUUUCUCGGCAGGUAAUCCACAAUAGGUAGAACAUGCCCAUACAUUUGUUAUUAAUAAAAACCGGUGUGUUUUCAUGGUAUGAUGCAGCCACAAUGUCUUGGAGAUGGAAAUAGUCACACAACUGCUAAAAACGCUCAACUUUUAGUGAAACAGCACUUGUGUUUGAUUUCAGUAUGUCUCUUGGAAUUUCUGUAAGCUUUAGUAAUCUUGUUUUUAGAGCGCCAUUAUUUCAAAUUUCUGUAAUGUUUUGGGUUUGUUCUUCAAAGAAACACAUGGUAUGAUAUGUGUAUAUACAUAUAUGACUAUUCUUAUUGAUUUAUGUGGUUACAAAUAUAAAAUAUUCAUACCUUAAUAGAAACUAAAACCAGUCUUUAUUGAGUUAAGUUGUGAAUGUGGACACCAGGCUGCAGAAGUGAUUGAUGGUUUUCUUACCACGUGUAACAGCCUAACAGGAUUUCACAAAACCUUUGUUCACACACUUAAAAACUACCGGAGCAUUUCCUUAAAAUGAAGAGUGGAUAGUAUAACCUUAAACUGCUGCUUCAGAGAUACUGUCCUAAGUGUUGCUUCAAAAAAUAGGUGUGAAAUUCAAGGACUUCUAACAUUUUAUUUUUAUGAAUAAGCACUGUAUAUUGCAGUUGUAUAUAGAUUGACACAUGCUGUGUUCAUUUCUGUUGGGGCUUUUUUAACAAACUUUCCAACAUACACAUUGGAAGUAAGUUUAAUUAUAAAUUACAAUUCUAUUAUAUUUUUUUGUUUCUGACUGAAAAUUACCUGCAGGUAUAUUGAGAAGCAGUCACAGUCAGAUUUCACUAUUUAUUUUAUAACCUCCUAAACCUGCACUGCUGCCUUUUCCUGCUAAGGUCCCUGCCUGUUGUCACUAUUGCUUCCUUGCCCUCUAGUUUACUGGAGUGAACUCUGCAGCUCACCCAUGAUGUUGUGCAUCCCCUCUGAUGUGCCCGCUUUAGCUGUGUUGUAAUGUUGUUCAGGAGUGAAACCCUUAAAACACAGAUCCCAAGGCCACUGGGUUCUUGGCAGUGGCUGCUCCACCCUGCAGACCUGCUGCUUCUGGCAAGCUUUGCUUUACAGUGUGUCAUGUAGCCAUGGCCCCUGAUCCCUGUGUCCCUGGUGGGGGACCUGCUUUCCUACUACACCAAGGGGUUUCUCUGCUCCUCCACACAAUUGAGAUCCUGGAAAGAAGAGUUUGAGGGGGGACUGUUUAAACUGGGUACCAGUAAUCAAUGUCAUUUGUUGAAGAGGUAUAUUCAUGUCAUAUGCUGUGAGCAGUGUAAUUGAGGAAUAUACUAUUCUGUUGUGAGUAGCACUCUCCUGGUAUUUCUUCCCUCCUGCUCCUUUUUCUUAGGCAUGCUAAUUCCUCAAGAGGAAUUAUUCAUGGUCAAUGUACUUACUCCUGUAUCACCCCAGUAAUUUACUACAACUUCUCUGUUCCUCGUUCCCCUUUGAUUGGCCUCUCCAUGUAGUCAUAUAGCACAUAACACAAAGAUGGAUUGUAUGGCAUUCUCUGCUGGGGACAAUCAACGCUUAGAGCAGGCUCACUGCCAAGAUGCUCAUAAUUAAACUGUUGCUAUGGACAUGAUUACAUCAAUGUUUCUAUCAAUCAUUUGCUGCAGUUUUGUGGCUAUUUGUAUUUGGAUUUUUUUUCUAGGUUUUAGGUUUUAUCAUCCUUUUACUUAGUUUUCAGUUGAAGUGUCACAGCAUAUAGAGGGAGAUAUAAAUAAAAAUAAUUGUUGGAAGAUGUAAGGGAAGAAAAAAGAUAAGCCAAUUCUAUCAUUCAACAAUUGUGUUUGGAGCCAGUAUCUUUGUGAGGCGUUCACAGUAUUUCAACUAUUAGAAAUGGCCAGAUGCAGUCAUUUCCAUUCAGUGGUCAUCAUACUGUUGUGACCUAAGAGUCUGAUAUCAAACUGCCAUGAUAUAAUAACAGUCCGUACAGCCAGAGUGUUAGAAGUUUAGCUUAAAGUGCUGCAAAUUCAAUAAAAUAACAGAUGUCAUAGAAAAACAGCAGCAAAGCAGUUUUGCUUUGCAUUUUUCUUCUGUCCCCCAUCCCCUGUGAUUCAUGUGCAGUAAGUUGUGAGAUGGACUAAUGACAGAAUAGCAUGAAGUGCACUGAUGGAUUGGAACAGCUUGCUUGCUUGUGCUUCACCUGCUGCUGUAUCGUUGCUACUGUUAUCCCCUAUGACAAUGAUCUUGCAGCAAUUAAUUCCCUUUGGUAGCACUCAAAGUGUUUGGUGUUGGAGCUGCAUAGUGUGCAGUGCAUUAAAUGUGGAGAGGUGCAGGAUUGCAGCCAAAAUAAGGUAGUCUGAGUGGUAACAAAUGAUAUCAAGUGCAGCUGAGAUCACUGUAACGAGAUAAACAGUGUGGUGUCACAAAAUUGUCUCCCAGUUGACAAAAAGAUCCAUAUUUUAUAGAUUGCCUUAAAAAUUGAAGAAUGGAGUCAAUUAUAGCCAAUUAUGAUGCUACAUUUACUGGAGUAGUUUUUAUAUCCUGUGGGGAGAAAUAAGGAAAUGUUCAAGGCAGUCAGAAAAAGCUUUUGCAUUUGCUUCCCUGUUUUAUCUGAACAGAGUUUUUUCCCAUUUCUUCAGGUGAAAACUGUAUGAAAGCUGGGAAUGUAGUAUCUUUAGGAAAAAGGUUUGAGGUUUUUUUUAGUUAUUCACUUCUUCAUGUUGCACAAAAUAUUAUGAUAAUAUGGCAAAUAGAAGAAGAAAAUCGAACAUCAGCUCCCCCUAGUUAUGUCUGGGUUUACUAUAAUGGAAUUGUAAAGGCAGCCUCGUCAUGGCAAAGCCUGCUUAGUUCAUAGUGACAUGUUGAAUUUGACUUGUUUCUUUCCCAAAAAGGAGCUUUCAUGUCACUGAAGAAACACCAAGUAAAUACUGCAUAUUUUCGUCUUCAGUCUGUUGAAGUGAAAAUAAAGGAGUGAGACCAUGAAAUGGUUUGCUCAAUUGUGCUCAGUGCUCAAUUGCAACCCACAGUUGCUUUUUAGUGAAUAGAUGUAAAAUGGGAUAAAAAAGCAGUGUAUUGAAGAUGGACAGACGGACAUGCAUGUUCUUAAGAGAUCUGAGAGAUUGCCUAAAUGGCUGGGAGGCAAGCAUUUAUUUAAUGGCAUUUACUCUGUCAUUUAGAUUAUCUCCCGCUUCUCUUUGGAUUCCCAAGAAGCGUGUUGGGGAGCUGCGCAUCCCGCGUAGCUUGUGCUGUAGUACUGACCAUGAGGAGUAGUUUCCCUUCCCUAGCAAAGCAUGCUCUUGGUAAUUAGCAGAAGAUUCAGAUAUGUAGGCAAAGGUGUAUUGAGAGAUGAAAGCUGACAAUAAACAGGUUGUGCGGGUAAUGUUUCAAAGUGCCACCCUUCUCCUGUGCUCAGGAUUUCAUUCACCAGCUAACUUCAGAGGGUGACCUAGUACAUGUGCCAAUGACAAAAGCUACUUGUAACAAUUCAGAUCAUGCUUUCUGCUUUAUGAAAUGGGAUUGUUAAAAUCCUCUCAAAAAUGACAUCUGAAAUAGCAUUAAAAUGCAAUUUCCCUUUGAUAAGGUUUUAAGGCACUCAUAUGAAAAGUGACACUACUUUGAGUAGCUCUAUGUCAGCAUUAUGCAAUGUGUUGCACAUAAGUGACAUUAAUCCAUUAGGGGUGUGAGGGUCACUUAUUUUUCUCAUGAAAUCAUUAAAUACCUUUAUUGAUUUCUGUUCAAUCAGUUGCAUUCUACUCAAAUACAGCAAUCUCUAGACAUGCUAAUAGAGCUGUUUCUAAUAAUGUUCAUAAGCCACAGUUUUAAUGACAGAUAUUGCACUCAAAAUAAAUUAACAUGCCUAAGUAAAACACAAAGGAGCUUAGGGAAGCAAUAAUAUUGUGCUAUUUGCAAAUUACCUGAGCCCACUUUAUUGCAAAAAAGAUGAUUUUGUGACACAGAUAUUCUAAAAUUAUUAAUUAACCAUCGUCAGUACAUUCUUUGCUUUUUCUAUUUGUACAAAAUUAAUUUAUGUAUGUUUGGACUGCUUCUGUUGCAUGAUGAUAAAGCAUCUUUUAAAAAUCACAUGCAAACCUGGAAGCCCUGUCAUAGUAAACAUAAAAUCUGUAGUACUAGCUUUUAUGCUGAAGGCUGUUUAAAACUUGGAUCAUAACAAAUGCUGUAUGCUGGGAUGGCAUGUACUUUCUGUAUUACUAGAUUAUUUUGUCAUAGGAAGCAGUGUGAGUGUAUGGAAAGCUAGUAGAUCAAAUACAAGUAAGAGUACCUUUCUUCAUUUUUUUAAUGACGGAACUGAUCUCUUAGGAGGAAGUACGUGAGACUCAAUGAAAUAUAACAGGUGCUGAAUGAAUGGAUGCAUACUAGACAAAGGAAAAAAAGUAAGUAAUUUUCUGUCCUUCCUGCUUGGAUGCUAUCCUAAUGACUUUUUAUCUUGACAGUUGGCCUGAGCUUGUUUCCUUUCCUUACAGAUAACUUCAGAUGUAUUUUCUAGGUGAUGGAAGACUUGUGAUAGUCUUGUUAAUUUUUUCAGUUAUUUGAUAUUGUAGUUGUUGCUUUUUACCACCCCUCUUCUUGCAUUUUUCCCUUUGGAUGCAAACAGUUCUUCAGAGUAAAUUGCCAGUUUUACCCUGAGCAUAGCAAAAGCAGACUGGUACAUUUAUCUCUGCGUCUGAAACGUGAAGUUUUUGCUUCCAAGCAGUGAAUUGCUUCCUGCUGAGGAAUUACUGUUUGGGUUUUUGAGUUUCUUCACUAGGAGCCUUAAGGGACUCUGACAGGUCUUGUCGAAUAGCGUUGGUCAUCCUUGUCUCAGACACCAAAUGGUGCCAAGUGCUGGCAAGUUUAUUGCAUUGUGUCUGGAGAAGCUGUUGUUCACUCAGCAUUUUCUUCAUAGGAUGCCUGCCCGAUUUCAUUGAAGGAAACCUGAGCAAGGCUGUGUUAUUAAUGAAUUAUGACAAGCCUUUUGCCUGUCAGGCAGAGAGGUUCCUGCUAUCUCCUUUUAAGACAAAAACAUAAUGGAAGAUGCUCAGCUGGGCAAGCUCUGAUGAUACUCCUUAAGUGCUCAUCCCCGGCUGAUGCGAAUACGCAGAGAGCCGUGAAGCUGCAAGUGGCAGCGUUUAAUACCAUCUCCCUCAUAAUGCCUGAAUAAUUUUCCGGAUAGCGAUCGCCGCAGCUGCCGUGAACGUGGUUAUUUGUUUGUUUUUCACCUUGUCCUGGCGGACUGCUGACCGAGCUGAUCUGCUGCCGCGGGGGGGACGCGGCGGCGUUUCCUCGCUCGCGGCUCCGGCCGCUCCUGAGCGCGGCGGGAUCGGCAGCCGGAGCUCCCGGAGCCCGGCACGCUUCCAUGGGCUGGCUCCCGGGGCCGCGCUGCGAGGGGAGCUGAGCAAUGCUGGAGAAGGAUGGGAAGGUGGCAGUGAGGGAGCCGGCUUAUGCUUUUCUUAAUGGAUGUUUGUGAGCGGGAAGGAGAUGGCGUGGGCUGUCGGGGUCCUCCCAUGCCAUCCUCCUCAUCUAGUCCAUCAGUUACUGAACAUUUACACUCCCCUCCUCCAUCACCCAAUCUCCAUGACAACCAGAGGUGGUUAUUAAGUAAUAAUGCCAGCCAGCCAGUUCAGGACUCUGAUACAGAUGAGGACUAUACUGCCGGCUCAUAUCUAGUACAGACCAGUGAUAAUCCAGUAUCUGUCCCAGGUCAUGAACAACCUCCAAAUAACCAAGGCCAGUCGACCCUGCAGCCUUUGCCACCUUCUCACAAGCAACAUUCAGCACAGCAUCACCCAUCCAUCACCUCACUUAACAGAAACUCACUGACAAAUAGGAGGAAUCAGAGUCCGGCCCCGCCGGCUGCUUUGCCCGCCGAGCUGCAAACCACACCUGAGUCAGUCCAGCUGCAGGACAGCUGGGUGCUUGGCAGUAAUGCACCUCUGGAAAGCAGAGAAUUAGAAAGUCAAGCAGUCCUUGCAAAUGGUCAUGACAACCUUAUAGAGAUGGAUGUGUUUUCUCCAACAUAUCACGAUAGCAGUUAUGGGCAUUUCCUAUUCAAAACAGGAACAGGGACCACUCCGCUGUUCAGCACUGCAACACCAGGGUACACAAUGGCAUCCGGCUCUGUUUAUUCCCCUCCCACUCGGCCACUACCUAGGAACACCCUAUCCAGAAGUGCUUUUAAAUUCAAGAAGUCUUCAAAGUACUGUAGCUGGAAAUGUACUGCACUCUGUGCUGUAGGGGUCUCAGUGCUGCUGGCAAUACUGCUGUCCUACUUUAUAGCAAUGCAUCUGUUUGGCCUCAACUGGCAGUUGCAGCAGACUGAAAAUGAUACAUUUGAGAAUGGAAAAGUGAAUUCUGAUACUGUGCCAACACAUCCUGUAACAGUUCCUGCUGGAGACAGUGGAAAAUUAGGAGGAUUUGCACAAGAAAACAACACCAUAGAUUCUGGAGAACUUGAUAUAGGCCGAAGAGCAAUACAAGAAGUGCCCCCUGGGAUUUUUUGGAGAUCACAACUCUUCAUUGAUCAGCCACAAUUUCUAAAAUUCAAUAUAUCCCUUCAGAAAGAUGCAUUGAUUGGAGUAUAUGGUCGAAAAGGCUUACCACCUUCUCACACUCAGUAUGACUUUGUGGAGCUCCUGGAUGGCAGCCGGCUGAUUGCGAGGGAGCAACGCAACCUGCUGGAGUCGGAGCGAGCAGGACGGCAGGCGAGGUCUGUCAGUCUCCACGAGGCAGGUUUUAUCCAGUAUUUGGAUUCUGGCAUCUGGCACCUGGCCUUUUAUAAUGAUGGGAAAAAUGCAGAGCAGGUGUCUUUUAAUACCAUAAUUAUAGAGUCUGUGGUGGAAUGCCCCCGAAAUUGCCAUGGUAAUGGUGAAUGUGUUUCUGGAUCCUGCCAUUGUUUUCCCGGGUUUCUGGGCCCCGAUUGUUCAAGAGCAGCCUGCCCGGUGCUGUGCAGUGGCAAUGGGCAGUACUCCAAAGGACGCUGCCUGUGCUACAGUGGCUGGAAGGGCACUGAGUGUGACGUGCCUACGAGUCAGUGUAUCGAUCCCCAGUGUGGGGGACGGGGCAUUUGCAUCAUGGGCUCUUGUGCCUGCAACUCUGGGUACAAAGGAGAAAACUGUGAAGAAGCGGAUUGCUUGGACCCAGCCUGUUCCAGCCACGGGGUGUGCAUCCACGGCGAGUGCCACUGCAACCCGGGCUGGGGGGGCAACAACUGUGAAAUCCUGAAGACAAUGUGCUCUGACCAGUGCUCUGGUCAUGGCACCUACCUUCAAGAGAGUGGUAGCUGCACCUGUGAUCCCAACUGGACAGGUCCAGAUUGCUCCAAUGAGAUGUGUUCCGCGGACUGCGGCGCGCACGGCGUGUGCGUGGGCGGCGCGUGUCGCUGCGAGGAGGGCUGGACGGGCACGGCCUGCAACCAGCGCGCCUGCCACCCGCGCUGCGCUGAGCACGGCACCUGUAAGGACGGCAAGUGUGAAUGUAGCCAGGGAUGGAACGGAGAGCACUGUACCAUUGCUCACUAUUUGGAUAAGAUAGUGAAAGCAGACAAGAUAGGAUAUAAAGAGGGCUGCCCUGGUUUGUGCAACAGCAAUGGGAGAUGCACACUGGACCAAAAUGGCUGGCACUGUGUCUGCCAGCCAGGAUGGAGGGGAGCAGGUUGUGAUGUAGCCAUGGAAACUCUCUGCACCGACAGUAAGGACAAUGAAGGAGAUGGGCUAGUUGACUGUAUGGAUCCUGACUGCUGUUUGCAGAGUUCUUGCCAAAACCAGCCUUAUUGUCGUGGACUGCCCGAUCCCCAAGAUAUCAUCAGCCAAAGCCAACAGUCGCCAUCUCAGCAAGCUGCCAAAGCGUUUUAUGACCGGAUCAGUUUCCUCAUCGGAGCAGACAGCACCCAUGUCAUACCUGGGGAAAGCCCUUUCAACAAGAGUCUUGCAUCUGUCAUAAGAGGCCAAGUAUUAACUGCUGAUGGAACACCACUCAUUGGAGUCAAUGUUUCCUUCCUACACUAUCCAGACUAUGGUUAUACAAUCACUCGCCAGGAUGGAAUGUUUGACUUGGUAGCCAAUGGUGGUGCCUCUCUGACACUGGUGUUUGAGCGAUCACCGUUCCUGACACAGUAUCACACAGUUUGGAUUCCCUGGAAUGUCUUUUAUGUCAUGGACACCCUUGUCAUGAAGAAGGAAGAGAAUGACAUUCCCAGUUGUGAUCUAAGUGGAUUUGUAAGGCCAAACCCUGUUAUCGUGUCAUCGCCUUUAUCCACUUUCUUUAGAAUUUCUCCUGAAGAUAGUCCCAUCAUCCCAGAGACACAGGUACUUCAUGAAGAAACAACAAUACCAGGGACUGAUUUGAAGUUAUCAUACUUGAGCUCCAGGGCUGCAGGAUAUAAAUCUGUACUGAAGAUUACUAUGACCCAAUCUGUUAUACCAUUUAAUUUAAUGAAGGUUCACCUUAUGGUGGCAGUGGUGGGAAGACUUUUCCAGAAAUGGUUCCCUGCAUCCCCAAAUCUAGCAUACACCUUCAUAUGGGAUAAAACUGAUGCAUACAAUCAGAGAGUCUAUGGAUUAUCUGAAGCUGUCGUGUCUGUAGGUUACGAGUAUGAGUCUUGCUUGGAUCUGACUCUCUGGGAAAAGCGCACUGCCAUUUUGCAGGGUUAUGAGCUGGAUGCCUCCAACAUGGGUGGUUGGACGUUGGAUAAGCAUCACGUAUUGGACGUUCAGAAUGGAAUCCUCUACAAAGGGAAUGGUGAAAAUCAAUUUAUAUCUCAGCAACCCCCAGUUGUUAGUAGCAUUAUGGGCAACGGGAGACGACGCAGCAUCUCCUGCCCAAGCUGCAAUGGUCAAGCUGAUGGUAAUAAAUUGCUGGCUCCAGUUGCCUUAGCUUGUGGGAUAGAUGGCAGUCUGUACGUGGGGGAUUUCAACUACGUUCGGCGGAUAUUCCCAUCUGGAAAUGUAACUAGUGUUCUGGAGCUAAGAAAUAAAGAUUUUAGACAUAGCAACAACCCAGCUCACAGAUACUACCUGGCAACCGACCCCGUGACGGGAGAUUUGUACGUUUCCGACACAAACACCCGCAGGAUUUAUCGGCCCAAGUCGCUCACCGGUGCGAAAGACCUCACCAAAAAUGUUGAGGUUGUAGGAGGAACGGGGGAGCAGUGCCUGCCGUUUGAUGAGGCAAGGUGUGGUGAUGGAGGCAAGGCGGUGGAGGCAACUCUCAUGAGCCCUAAAGGAAUAGCAAUAGACAAGAAUGGGUUAAUCUACUUUGUUGAUGGGACCAUGAUCAGAAAAGUGGAUCAGAAUGGAAUAAUAUCGACUUUGCUUGGCUCCAAUGACCUUACUUCAGCACGACCUCUAACCUGUGAUACCAGCAUGCACAUCAGCCAGGUUCGUCUGGAAUGGCCUACAGAUUUAGCUAUCAACCCAAUGGAUAACUCCAUUUAUGUUUUGGAUAACAACGUGGUUCUGCAGAUCACUGAAAACCGUCAGGUUCGCAUUGCUGCAGGGAGGCCGAUGCACUGCCAGGUGCCCGGGGUGGAGUACACGGUGGGCAAACACGCCGUCCAGACCACGCUGGAGUCGGCCACCGCCAUCGCCGUGUCCUACAGCGGCGUGCUUUACAUUACAGAAACUGACGAGAAAAAGAUAAAUAGGAUAAGACAGGUCACAACUGAUGGAGAGAUCUCUUUAGUUGCUGGAAUACCCUCGGAGUGUGAUUGCAAAAAUGAUGUGAACUGUGACUGUUACCAAAAUGGAGAUGGCUAUGCUAAAGAUGCCAAACUUAAUGCCCCUUCCUCCUUAGCUGUGUCUCCAGAUGGCACCCUGUAUAUUGCUGACCUGGGAAACAUUAGGAUACGGGCUGUGUCAAAGAACAAACCCUUAAUGAAUUCAAUGAACUUUUAUGAAGUUGCUUCUCCAACUGACCAAGAGCUGUAUAUCUUUGAUGUCAAUGGUACUCACCAGUACACUGUGAGUUUAGUCACCGGAGACUACCUGUACAAUUUCAGCUACAGUAAUGACAAUGACAUUACCGCGGUAACGGACAGCAACGGGAAUACUCUUCGGAUCAGGCGGGAUCCCAACCGAAUGCCAGUAAGAGUGGUCUCUCCUGAUAACCAAGUCAUCUGGCUGACCAUAGGCACCAAUGGGUGUUUGAAAAGCAUGACUGCACAAGGGCAGGAGCUGGUCUUAUUUACCUACCAUGGCAACAGUGGACUUCUGGCAACUAAAAGCGAUGAGACUGGAUGGACCACUUUUUUUGACUAUGAUAGCGAGGGCCGUCUAACAAAUGUUACAUUCCCAACUGGAGUCGUCACUAACCUUCAUGGGGAAAUGGAAAGGGCCAUUACAGUGGACAUUGAGUCAUCCAGCAGAGAGGAAGAUGUCAGCAUCACUUCCAACUUAUCAUCGAUCGAUUCUUUCUAUACCAUGGUUCAAGAUCAGUUAAGAAAUAGCUACCAGAUCGGGUAUGAUGGCUCACUGAGAAUCCUGUACGCCAGCGGCCUGGACUCACACUACCAGACAGAGCCACAUGUCUUGGCUGGCACUGCCAACCCAACCAUGGCAAAGAGAAACAUGACCCUGCCAGGGGAGAACGGGCAGAACCUGGUGGAGUGGCGAUUCCGGAAAGAGCAGGCCCAAGGAAAAGUCAAUGUCUUUGGCCGAAAGCUUAGGGUUAAUGGCAGAAACCUCCUUUCAGUUGACUUUGAUCGAACCACAAAGACAGAAAAGAUCUACGAUGACCACCGUAAAUUCCUGCUGAGGAUUGCCUACGACACAUCAGGGCACCCCACCCUGUGGCUCCCGAGCAGCAAGCUGAUGGCUGUCAAUGUUACCUAUUCAUCCACAGGUCAAAUAGGCAGCAUACAGAGAGGCACGACUAGUGAAAAAAUAGAGUAUGAUGGACAGGGAAGGAUAGUGUCUAGAGUGUUUGCUGAUGGGAAAACCUGGAGUUACACAUACUUGGAAAAGUCAAUGGUUCUUCUGCUCCAUAGCCAACGGCAGUAUAUCUUCGAAUAUGAUUUGUUGGAUCGGCUUUCCGCUGUCACCAUGCCCAGCGUUGCUCGUCAUACCAUGCAGACUAUCCGCUCCAUCGGCUAUUACCGGAAUAUAUACAACCCCCCGGAAAGCAAUGCUUCUGUUAUAAUGGACUACAACGAGGAAGGGCAGCUCCUUCAAACUGCUUUCCUGGGGACAAGCCGGAGAGUAUUAUUCAAGUACAGACGGCAGACCAAGCUCUCAGAAAUUUUAUAUGAUAGUACAAGAGUUAGUUUUACUUAUGAUGAGACAGCAGGAGUCCUGAAAACAGUAAACCUCCAAAGCGAUGGUUUUAUCUGCACCAUUAGAUACAGACAAAUUGGCCCGUUGAUUGACAGACAGAUUUUCCGCUUUAGUGAGGACGGAAUGGUAAAUGCCCGAUUUGACUACAGCUAUGACAAUAGCUUCAGAGUGACUAGCAUGCAAGGUGUCAUCAAUGAAACCCCAUUGCCUAUCGAUCUCUACCAGUUUGACGAUAUCUCUGGCAAAGUUGAACAGUUUGGAAAAUUUGGAGUUAUAUAUUAUGAUAUUAACCAGAUCAUUUCAACAGCUGUAAUGACCUACACAAAACACUUCGAUGCACAUGGGCGCAUCAAGGAAAUUCAGUAUGAAAUAUUUCGGUCAUUAAUGUAUUGGAUUACAAUUCAGUAUGACAACAUGGGACGAGUGACGAAAAGAGAAAUUAAGAUUGGGCCGUUCGCCAACACCACAAAAUAUGCUUACGAAUAUGAUGUAGAUGGCCAGCUCCAGACAGUGUAUCUGAAUGAAAAAAUAAUGUGGCGAUACAACUAUGACCUGAAUGGCAACCUGCACUUGCUCAACCCCAGCAGCAGCGCCCGUUUGACACCACUUCGGUACGACCUGCGAGACAGAAUAACUCGACUGGGAGAUGUACAGUACAGGUUAGAUGAAGAUGGAUUUCUGCGUCAGAGGGGUACUGAAAUCUUUGAAUACAGUUCAAAGGGCCUUCUUACUAGAGUUUAUAGCAAAGGCAGUGGGUGGACAGUGAUUUACCGUUAUGAUGGACUUGGACGACGAGUUUCCAGUAAAACUAGCCUUGGGCAGCACCUCCAGUUCUUUUACGCAGACCUUACCUACCCAACCAGGAUAACUCAUGUAUAUAACCACUCAAGCUCUGAAAUCACAUCUCUAUACUAUGAUCUGCAAGGACAUCUUUUUGCCAUGGAAAUUAGCAGUGGAGAUGAGUUUUACAUUGCAUCAGACAAUACAGGGACACCACUGGCUGUUUUCAGUAGCAACGGUCUCAUGCUUAAACAAAUUCAAUACACUGCCUAUGGAGAGAUCUAUUUUGACUCUAACCUUGACUUCCAGCUGGUAAUUGGGUUCCACGGAGGCUUAUACGACCCACUGACCAAACUAGUCCACUUUGGAGAAAGAGAUUAUGACAUACUGGCAGGCCGGUGGACAACACCUGAUAUUGAAAUCUGGAAGAGAAUCGGGAAGGAUCCAGCUCCUUUUAAUUUGUACAUGUUUAGAAAUAACAACCCAGCCAGUAAAAUACACGAUGUGAAGGAUUAUAUCACAGAUGUUAACAGCUGGCUGGUGACUUUUGGCUUCCAUCUGCACAAUGCCAUCCCUGGCUUCCCUGUUCCAAAAUUUGAUUUAACAGAACCUUCUUAUGAACUUGUGAAGAGCCAGCAAUGGGAAGACAUACCACCAAUUUCUGGAGUGCAACAACAAGUGGCAAGACAAGCAAAGGCUUUCCUUUCCCUGGGAAAGAUGGCAGAAGUGCAGGUCAGCAGACGGAAAUCCAGUGGAGAAAAGUCAUGGCUGUGGUUUGCCACGGUGAAGUCUCUGAUUGGCAAAGGGGUGAUGCUCGCUGUCAAUCAAGGCAAAGUGCAAACAAACGUGCUCAACAUUGCUAAUGAGGACUGCAUCAAAGUGGCAGCUGUUUUGAACAACGCUUACUACCUAGAAAACUUGCAUUUCACUGUGGAGGGAAAGGACACGCACUAUUUUAUCAAGACCACCUCCCCUGAGAGUGACCUUGGGACACUGAGGCUGACAAGUGGGCGGAAGGCCCUGGAGAACGGCAUAAAUGUCACCGUUUCCCAGUCCACCACGGUGGUGAACGGCAGGACUCGUAGGUUUGCUGAUGUUGAAAUGCAAUACGGUGCUCUAGCGCUUCACGUCCGCUAUGGCAUGACACUUGAUGAGGAAAAGGCCCGGAUACUGGAGCAAGCCAGGCAAAGAGCUCUUUCCAGUGCCUGGGCCAGAGAACAACAGAGAGUCAGAGAUGGAGAGGAAGGCGCCAGGUUGUGGACAGAAGGAGAAAAGAGGCAGUUGCUAAGUGCUGGAAAGGUACAAGGAUACGAUGGGUACUAUGUACUCUCUGUGGAGCAAUAUCCAGAAUUAGCAGACAGCGCUAACAAUAUACAGUUCCUCAGACAAAGUGAGAUAGGAAAGAGGUAACACACUGGCUUAGCUCAGGCUGCCAAAGAGACUGUAUACCAGUGUCUUCUAAAAAGGAGACUAAACUGUUUUGCUGCAUUACUACUUGAGCCUAAGCUUACAUCUUUGCUCAGAUUUUUUCUGUAGCACAAUCCAGACUCUGUAACAAAAAGAGCGCCUUCCAGAAGAAUGAUACUGCUAAUGACAAAACUUUUUUUUUCUCAAUGACCUUAAAGGUGAUCUGCUUUAAAGAAUAUGUUUACAUAUGCAUAUCGCUGCACUCAAGUUGGACUGAAAAGUAUUUAAAAAAAAGAAGAAAAAAAGAAAAUAAAAAGACCUACAGAUUUUGCAACAGGCUGUUCCUUUGAGGCACUGUAUUUAAUUAAGAUACAGACCUAUACAGUGUUUCCAAAUAGUACUGAAUUGCUGACCUUUGCUUAUGAGAAGUAGUCUCUCUCUUUCUCUCUCUCUCUCUCUCUUUUUCUCUCUCUUUCUCACUGCAUAGGAUGUGGUAUAUAUCUGUUAAUUUUAAAACAUGGGGCAAAAAUUACUGUUUAUAGACAACCCAACUGCAUUAAACUGUGCUGCUUUCUAAAAGGACAUUGGCACAAGUGACUUAUGCUACCAUGGGAAUUUAAUAAUGGAUUUUACAAUGCUAACAUGGUUUGCCUUGGGGGGAAAAUGGCAAGUAGAAUCCUUGUUACAUAUAAGCAAAGGAAACCCUGAUUUUUUUGUAAAUUAUGUGAGACAAGUUGUUUAUGGAUUUUUAUAUGAAUUACAAUUUACUGUACAUCAAAUAUUAGUCUCAGAGGAGUUAAUUUAUGUAAAGUGUUUAAAAAAAGUUUAUACUUAAAAAUAAAAUGAUAAAAACA
This is a messenger RNA of Motacilla alba alba, 15001 nucleotides long. RefSeq names its product teneurin transmembrane protein 3 (gene TENM3). Lineage: Eukaryota; Metazoa; Chordata; Aves; Passeriformes; Motacillidae. Gene Ontology annotation, molecular function: protein homodimerization activity; protein heterodimerization activity; cell adhesion molecule binding. Gene Ontology annotation, cellular component: neuron projection; membrane. The coding region runs from base 6135 to 14150 and encodes 2671 amino acids. Gene Ontology annotation, biological process: signal transduction; heterophilic cell-cell adhesion; neuron development. The transcript has 31 exons. The record is from RefSeq and is a predicted model, not a curated record.